UAAUUAAAUAAAAGGAAAAGAGAUAUUUCUAAGCCCUUGGAAAAUUUUCCAAGAAUGGCGUUGAAAGUUCUUUCAGCCCUUGACACUGCAAAAACUCAGUUAUACCACUUCAAGGCCAUUGUCAUAGCCGGCAUGGGCCUCUUCACCGAUGCCUACGACCUCUUCUGUAUUCCUCUGAUCAUGAGACUCAUCGGACGUGUGUACUAUGAAAAGGAGCUCGUGUCCCAAAAGUACAAGGUCCCACCCGUUGUCAUUUCAACUAUGCUGGUUAUCGCUCUUUUGGGCACCGCCAUCGGUCAACUUGUGUUCGGUUGGCUUGGCGACCGACUCGGAAGGCGCCGUGUGUACGGAAUCGCAUUGAUGAUCAUGGUGCUCAGUCCCAUAGGAUGUGGGUUUUCGAUAUGUAGGACGAGGAACUGUGUUCUGGUAAGUCUCGGACUAUUCAGAUUCUUGUUGGGAGUGGGGAUUGGUGGGGACUACCCCUUGUCGGCUACGAUCAUGUCAGAGUUCGCCAACAAGAGGACACGUGGAGCAUUCAUAGCCGCGGUUUUCUCGAUGCAGGGCUUUGGGAUGCUGGCUGCUUCCGCGGUCACGAUGGUAGUGUGCAAGAUAUUUGAGCGUGCAUCGCCCAAAUUGUCAAAGGAUCCAACGCCCAAGGAGGUUGAUAUCGCAUGGAGAUUGAUACUGAUGAUGGCUUCUGUUCCUGCCGGAUUAACACUUUAUUGGCGUAUGAUGAUGCCCGAAACUGCCAGAUAUACAGCUUUGGUGGAGCAAAAUUUCCUCCAAGCGGCAAAGGACAUGGAGAAAGUGUUGGAAGUAUCAUUGGUUGAGAUUGCGGAAGAGAACCCGCCGUCACCAAGUCCACCACCCUAUCCCCUCCUAUCGAAGCAAUUCUUUCGUCGUCAUGGCCUUGAUUUGUUCUCUUGCUCCUGCUCAUGGUUUCUUCUCGACACUGUCUUUUACAGCAGCAACCUCUUCCAGUCUCGGAUAUAUGCACAAUAUCUGUCGAAUCAAACAAAAUUGAAUGCCUAUCAUGAGGCUUUUGAAGUUGCAAAACUCCAAGCAAUUAUCACAGCCUGUUCCGCAAUUCCAGGCUACUGGUUCACCGUCUAUUUCAUUGAUCGUGUUGGUAGAGUCAGAAUCCAAACAAUGGGUUUUUUCUUCAUGGCAGUGGUUUAUUUGGCAAUUGGGAUACCCUAUUCCAAGCUUUGGGAAGAUAGCAAAAAUGUGGGUUUCAUGGUCCUCUAUGGCCUCACCUUUUUCUUCUCAAAUUUCGGACCAAAUACUACCACCUUUAUAGUCCCCGCCGAGCUUUUCCCGGCGAGAUUUAGAUCAACAUGUCAUGGCAUUGCUGGGGCUGCUGGGAAGGCCGGGGCAAUUAUUGGGUCAGUUGGAUUUCUGUUGGCUUCACAUGAUGAAAAGGAGAAGGGUUAUCCCAAAGCAAUUGGAAUGACUGCCUCAUUGAUAAUUCUUGCCGGAGUUUGCCUCAUGGGAAUGCUGGUGACAUUGUUUUGCACGCGUGAAACGAUGGGGAGAUCAUUGGAGGAGAAUGAGAAUGACGAUGAACCUAAUUUUCAGCCCCGUCUGUGGAGAUUUCUUAAGGGUAAGGUGAGUGUGGUGUCAGCUUCUCCGAAUGAAGAAGCUGCCGUGGCCUAGCUAGCUAGACAGAGCAAUCUUAAUUUCCCUAAUUACGUGCGUUUUUUGUCAAAAUUAAACCAUGUUUAGGACUUUUUAGCUACCUUAAUUCUGUCAUGCUGGAUUGAAUUAAUGUGUGCGCCGAUAGUGAUUAGAGUACAGUCGGUCAUAUAUAUGUAAUAAUUAAUGGAAUCCCUCGCAGUAGAAAAUUCUUAAUUUGUACA
Alnus glutinosa is the source of this 1859-nucleotide messenger RNA. Its product is annotated as probable inorganic phosphate transporter 1-8. Gene Ontology annotation, biological process: transmembrane transport. Bases 55 to 1656 code for a protein of 533 amino acids. Gene Ontology annotation, cellular component: membrane. Lineage: Eukaryota; Viridiplantae; Streptophyta; Magnoliopsida; Fagales; Betulaceae. The record is from RefSeq and is a predicted model, not a curated record. Gene Ontology annotation, molecular function: transmembrane transporter activity. The transcript has 2 exons.